This is a messenger RNA of Salvia hispanica, 1442 nucleotides long. RefSeq names its product cell division cycle 20.2, cofactor of APC complex-like. Gene Ontology annotation, cellular component: anaphase-promoting complex. Gene Ontology annotation, biological process: anaphase-promoting complex-dependent catabolic process; positive regulation of ubiquitin protein ligase activity; positive regulation of anaphase-promoting complex-dependent catabolic process. The record is from RefSeq and is a predicted model, not a curated record. Gene Ontology annotation, molecular function: anaphase-promoting complex binding; protein binding; ubiquitin ligase activator activity. NCBI's taxonomy places the organism in Eukaryota, Viridiplantae, Streptophyta, Magnoliopsida, Lamiales, Lamiaceae.
UAUUCCGCAAAAUUUUUGAAGCAGUAACAAUGGAUAAUGAGACUGAUUGGAGACUGGCCUCCGAUUGGUACUCUCCAACUCGCCUCCACGACAGCCCCGUCAAAUAUGAUUUUCCGGGCGAUAGGUUUAUCCCAAAUCGGAGUCUUAUGGAUCUCGAUCAAGCCCACGGUACAUUGACCAACACCACUGUUGCACGACCCACACAUACCAAAUCUAGUAUUGAAUAUAGGAAAUCUUUGAGCAAUCUGACCUUGAAUGCUGAAGGUAGGCCAUUUCAAAUGCUUGUUUUCAGGGGCAGUCCCAAAUCAAGUAGAAAACUGAGCCCUAUGAUUGAUGAGACGCGAUGUUGUAACAACGAGACCCUUACUUGUAGACCGUUGCGAAGAUUCCCCAAGGGUGAAGCUCGUAUCCUGGAUGCGCCAAGAAUCAGCCACGACUAUUAUCUCAACGUUAUUGAUUGGGGGAAGACGAACCUGCUAGCAGCUGCUCUUGACAGAAAAUUAUACUUGUGGAAUGCAAACACUUGUAAAGUUGAACUAGUGUCAGAAGCGAGCGAAGGCGACUAUCUUGCUAGCGUAAACUGGUCUGAAAAUGGAGAAGUUGUAGCAGCGGGGUAUAGUUGCUCUAAAAUUCAUCUCUAUGAUGCUGAGUCGCUCCAUCUAGUGAGGUUGUUAGAGGGUCAGCGUGGACGUGUGGGAUCUAUAGCGUGGAAUGGUCACACACUAACUUGUGGAAGCUCUAGUGGAGCUAUCAUCAACCAUGAUGUGAGAGUGAGGAACAGUCAAGUGUGCCGUGUGAAAGUGCACAAGGGUGAAGUCUCUGGUUUGAAGUGGUCGGCUGCAGGGAGCAUGCUAGCCAGUGGUGCAAAUGAUACUAGAGUCUACUUGUGGGACGCAUGCAAGAUGAGCGCAAACCAUCACGUUUACAGAUUCGAUCAUCAUUGUGCAGCGGUUAAAGCUCUGGCGUGGUGCCCUCACGACUAUAACGUGCUGGCAUCCGGUGGUGGCUUGGACGAUGGCAAUAUAAAGCUAUGGAACACUCAAAAAGGGACCUGCACCUCUAGCACAGAAACUAAGUCACAGAUAUGUGGGCUACAAUGGAACAGGCAUCACAAAGAGUUAUUAAGCGGGCAUGGCUACGGCUACGAAUGCCAAAACCAGUUAUGCUUGUGGAAGUACCCUUCCAUGUCCCGAAUAGGAGAGUCUGCCAACGCGACGUCUCGGGUUCUUCAUCUAACUCAGAGCCCUGAUGGUCUGACUGUCGCCUCAGCCGGAGAAGACGAGGCCCUUCGAUUCUGGAAUGUAUUUGGUCCAGCAGCCCCUGGCAAUUCAAGGAUGUCCUAUUUGGAGAGCCUUCUCUCUCUCAAGACAUCAGCCAUAAGGUGAUGAGAUUUUCAACUCUCCAACUAAUGUAGCUUAAGAAGUGGGCUGUUAUAUGAAUCU